Molecule: messenger RNA, 3210 nt
Organism: Toxoplasma gondii ME49
Lineage: Eukaryota; Apicomplexa; Conoidasida; Eucoccidiorida; Sarcocystidae
Product: Dpy-30 motif protein
Exons: 5
Coding region: 1-3210 (1069 amino acids)
Source: RefSeq, a predicted model, not a curated record
AUGAACAGCACUCACUCGGGCUCUUCAGAACUGGCCAAUGGGUCGCGUUCUGAUGGUGGCCCAGAUAAAGGCAAUAAUGCUUUCUCUGCUGUGUCUGCCGAACAAAACUCUCUCUUGAUUUUCCAUAUCGAUGCGGACAAUGCUGUUGUUCUUUCUACACGUUUCUCGACGCAAGGACAGGCAGAUGCGGCGACAGAAAGGAAGGAAGUUCCUGCAAUUCAAGCCUGUUCUGCCAAAGACUUUGCUUCACAUCUCCUGGCCGAAUUUAUGUGGGGGACGCUGGACGCAGAAACAGGAAAAUGGGUCCCAGUCAGCGAGACUCCAUCCUGCGAGCCACCUUUUGGAGAUGAUAGCCUCAUUACUUUCGGACAGUUUCUUCGGACACGAAAUACCGCAGCGGAGCCUGGCAAUCCUGUAGUUUGUGAAAACAUCCGCAGAGCUCUUCAAUCAUUCGGUCAGCUGGAGACGAAGAACAAGCUACAGCAGAAAUACAGAAGAAAAAAGAAUCAGCUGGAAGCUUGUGUUGAAGGAAACACCGACAGAGAUUGCCUGAAAGAAAGCAAGUUCGGUGAUGCUAAACCCGAGGUUUUGAAUGGCGUUCACACUCAGCUCAUGAAGCGAAUGGCACUACCCCUUACGGUGCGCCUUGGACUCGGAUGCGAGAUUCCCGACGCAGGAGAAAUUUUGAAGCCUCUAAAUACCUCAAUCGACGGGCAAGGAUCUGGCGGCGACAGUUUGGUGCGGGAUUCUUCUGUUGGCGCUUCUCCUCCUGCUUUUAGAACCGCGCAUGCAAGUCGAGCGGAAAAUGCCUCCACCAUUUCGAAGGGCGAUCCCUCAACUCCGGGUUUGGCUGAGGGGGUAGCAGCCGCGCAUACGGCAAGGCUGAACAGCGGAUAUUGGUAUACGAUGCCGCAGUGGUUCCACACUUUAUUCAGAAUGAUUAGGGAAAAGGUGGAUUUUAGGCUUGUAUUCUAUACAAGGGACCACGCCAAUGGUGAACACAUCCGCAGCCUCGUGCGAGAAAUCAAUGACUUAUGUGAAGGGAAUCAUCCUGCCUUCAACGGCGAGAACCGAACGAAGCAGGUGUUUCUGGACGGGCGAAAAAGAUCCAGAGACCUCCGUAUUUCAGACUGUCAGAUCGGCUCGCUCUCCCUUACAGACGCCAGGGGUACCACGCCGCAACCGGGACCUUCCCGGGUUUCUUCCUGUUCUGCUUCUCACUGCGUCGAGGAAGGUCCACCGCAGGAAGGCGACAGCACCGACGGGUUAUGUAGCAACACUUUGGGAGGCAGCGAUACUGUGAAAUCAAAUGCACUGCACAGGAACCGGCCACAGUGUGCCUACAAACCCGGUGAAUAUCCGGUGUGGAGACUUAAUUUUCCAGGCUCGGAUACUCAGUACGAGGGAAUUCAAGAGAUUUACACAGCCAUCACUCACGACAUGCUAAAACGCCACAACGUCAUAUGCUUGUGCUUCGGUACUCCCCCGGCAUUCGAAGCUGGUCCUUCGUUUGGUGGCGCCCCCACUCUUGGUCUAAAUGGAGAUUUCUCUGGGUCAAAAACAAACGUUUCUUCCUUCCCUAUCGACGCACCUGUCUGCUUGAGUUCCUAUGGUGGGCCAGAACAGGCUGGCGCAUCAGACAGUUUGUCCUCUGCGCGCGGCUAUCCGGAAGCCACCGUUGGCGAUCGUGGCACCUCCUGCCUUCCAAAGUCAUCAAAGAGCUCAGCACCUCAGCCACCCGCGCUAUGGGAAGAAGGAGUCGAAGACCAGCCGAAAGAGGACACAGUUCAAUAUGAUUCUUCGUCGGCAGCGUCGGGUUGCGUGGCCACAGAAAAAGCAACGCCGCCGGAGCAGACGUGGGGGAAUGUUUUUUCAGCUUCCGGCACCGCGACAGGCGAUGUAGAAAUGAGUACCAAACCAUCGAGUUGUCCGUACUCUCUACAUGGGGGAGGAACGUUUUCUCCUGAUGACGAGACUGCGACUAGCUUAUCUCCCCCUUCCUGCUGCAGCUUCUCACUUUCAGCCCCGCUGACGCCGCUUCCUGUUCUGGUAGAUCCCGCCGACCUCACGCUUCACAAUGUCUGCAUUGGUUCGCCUUCUGUACUGUCAGUCUCAGACGGCUUGUCAUAUGUUUCUACUCUCUCCGUACUCGAAGUUGUACAUGGUACUGUACUGUUUGACUCUUUAGCGACGGAUAAAGCACCGACACCGUCUUCUGACGCUAACGCUUCCGGCUUCUCUCACGAGUCCAAAAGACGCGAAAGACAACAGCACAACUUACAAAGACACUGUCGCGUCGCUGAGGCAUCUGGGUCGCGCUCAGACGCAAAUGGGAGGACAAAAAUGAAUCGAUGCAGUUACGGCGUUUUGGAGGCCGAACAGAGUCCCGAGAAGUCUUUACUGGCAAAGGAAAAGAAAUUAAGCGCGUAUUUAGUCGUAGAUCCUGUUUACUCAGUUGUCAUGCCUGAGCCGUGCAGCUUGAUUGCAAAUCUCGACUAUUUAUGUAACCUGGUACAAGUGACACUUGCCCGGCGUCUUCGACUUCUAUCGCCCGGCUCCCAAAUCCUACAAACGCGGUGGAAGUCUGUGACCCUUUGGAACGCAGGAAAUGUGAGUAGUGACUUUUCGAACUUCUCAGCGAAACAGAAGAACCCAGAUGGGUCAACAGCGAACAAAGAGGAGCGUCCCCAUCAUCCCAGCAGUGUUAACCCACACGCUGAUAAUAGACGUCCUGUUUCGAUGACCAGUUUACCGGGGGAGACGGCCACACAUUGUUGUGGACAAGACGAGCUACAACAACGACGGUUUCUGACCUUCCUCGAUCCGUUUGUAUCUCUUCGUUCCGAUGAAAUCAAGGCUUUACCGACACGGGAUUACCUAAAGGCUACAGUCAUCCCCGUUCUCCUUCCAGCAAUCGAAUCUGUCACAAGAGAUAGACCUGAUGACCCCGUGUCUUGGAUAGCAUUUUACCUUCUUCGCCAUGCAAAAUGUUUCAACAGAAUGGAGAGACAGAGGGGGCUCAACAAUCCUGCGACUUUCCCCCUCUUCGCUUCGAUAGCUGCGACCCCAUCAGCCAGUGCUCGAGAGAUGAAGCCGUUGCUGAUACGGAAUGAAAGUAGUGGAUCGUCUUUGCCCUCAAGUUCGCCACAUGUCACCACUGGUACAAGCGAAAGUACGGCUGGCACACUUAAAAAAAUGCAAAUGCGUUAA